This is a messenger RNA of Clupea harengus (Atlantic herring), 2658 nucleotides long. RefSeq names its product FASTK mitochondrial RNA regulator 4 (gene fastkd4). NCBI's taxonomy places the organism in Eukaryota, Metazoa, Chordata, Actinopteri, Clupeiformes, Clupeidae. The record is from RefSeq and is a predicted model, not a curated record. Gene Ontology annotation, molecular function: RNA binding. Gene Ontology annotation, cellular component: ribonucleoprotein granule; mitochondrial matrix. Gene Ontology annotation, biological process: mitochondrial RNA processing; regulation of mitochondrial mRNA stability.
GGUUUUAUUCACAUGACAUCACAUUUGUGACGCAAUUUAUCUGCGACGUCCACCGACUAUCCAUGUGAAUGUCGCCGUUUCAACUUGCUAGAGAACAUUAAAAGUGACAAUAUGGUUGCCGCUUGAAGGAUUGUGAGCUGGCAGUAUUGUGGUAGACCGAAUCAUAAUUGCCUAGAUGACAAUGAGGCUGUUGUGCCGCCUCGCCCGGGUGUUGCCUCGCUCCACCAGAGGUUCCUCCGCUGCCUCAGCCCUCCUCCAGACCAGCGCAGCCCAGUCUGCCGAGCCGCUGUGGUCCCAGUCCCGACACAGGCCUCUAGUAGCAGCGAGAGGCCUGUGUGACAGACAUGGCUUGGCCAGAGAGGAGGAAAGCAACUUUGUGUUCAAACGCACCCCGCUUGACGGACUGGUUAGCAGCGCCAAGUCACCAGAGGAGGUGCUGCGGCUGUGGGAGGGGCACGGCGGCAACGCCAACCAGGCCGCCAUAUGUUUGAACCAAAUCAGCCGACUGGCAUUGGAGAGGAGCGUUGAAGAGAGGAGGCAGCUGGUGAACGACCCCCGCUGCGCCGCACUCCUGCACACAGUGGGCUCUGAGGCUCAGUCGGUGUGGAACGGGACGCUGGUGAGCGUGCUCCGCGCCGUCUCACAGCUGGACACGCCCCCGGGGGACGCGGUGCUGCGCUCGCUGGAGACGGAGGCGCUGUGGCGCGUGCGGCGCUUCUCCUACAAGCAGCUGGCCUACCUGAUGGAGUGGGCGCUCACCGAGCGGGCGCGGCUGGCACGGCUGGGCCAGGGCGACGGGCCGGCGCUGGCCAACGAGCUGGCCAAGCAGCUGGAGCUGCGCUGGACGGAGCUGAGCGAACCAAGGACCGUCGGCGUGCUCAUGGGCAGGGCGGCCCACCUGCCGCCAUCGCUGAUCGAGAAACUGGAGGAUAAGGCCCUGGAGCUUGCGGAGCACUUUGUGGCGGAGGACAUCCGCAGGGUGGCACACGCGCUGGCGUCUCAGGGCCGACGGACGGUGCCUCUGCUCCGGGCGCUCUCCUACCACCUGCUGCAGAGGCCCUCGAAGGAGCUCAGCACCGCGCUGCUGCUGGACAUUGCCUACGCUUAUGGAAAACUCAACUUUCACCAGACUCAGGUAUUCCAGCGAGUGGCGGCCGAGCUGUUGCCGAGGACACCUGACCUGAGCUCCACCGAUGUCACACGAUGUGCCAAAUCCUUUGCCUUCCUGAAGUGGCUCCACCUGCCUCUCUUUGAAGCCUUCACAGAGCACUAUGUGGCUAACAGUGAGAAGUACAGCACACUACAGCUGUGGAACCUGCUCAUGUCUCUAGCCAAGCUGAACUUCCAGCCAAGCAAAGGAGAGGCCUUCUUUGACAAGGUGCACUCUGCUCUCAAGGACACACUGCCACACCUGGAUCCCUUCCUUCAGGUGGAUGUGGUGUGGUCCCUGUGUGUGAUGCAACAGGUCAAACCAGAGUACCUCACCUCCUUUGCACAGCCCAGCUUCCAGGAGAAACUCAAAGUCGGCAGCGCAGCCCGUGUGGAGAACUACCGUGUGAAACUGCAGCACAUUAUGGCCGAGAGGAUCCUGGGGGGGCUCGGCUCCUCCGUGCCCAGCUCAAGCCCGACCCCUGAGCCCACCCGCACAACGCCCCCUUCCCAGCUCCAGACGGCCCUCCACGCCGCCCUCACCAGCCUGACCGACGCCAAGCCUAACACCCUGCGCACCUCCAUCGCCACCUGCUACGGCUGGCCUCUAGAUGGCGAGCUGAUUCUAGACUCUGAGAAUAAGCCAAUCGAGCUGGACACCCUUACUGCCCCACACUUACCCGGAGGAGGCGGGGAUAAGCCCUUACCUGAGGGAGCAAUGAGGAUGGGGUUCGUGGCAUGGGAGUUCCCUAACUUCGUCCUGAGGACCAAGGGGCUUCUUGGCCGCUUUGCCAUGCAGAAGCGGCACCUCCAGCUAGCUGGCUUCCAUCUGGUGGAGGUGCCGUACUAUGAGUGGCUGGAGUUAAAAGCAGACUGGCAGAGGGUGGCCUACCUGAAGGACAAGAUGGGGAAGGCCGUGGCCGAAGAGAUGGCCAAGUGAGACAGACCUGACUGAUCAGGAACCACAACAGAGAUCUGAGGAGUACUGAGGAGUGACCACCAAGGGAACCAUCUACAGAAAGGGCCCACAGAUCCAGUGUGUUCAGGAACCUUUCCAAAUACCACAGCACUGAAACAGCAACAGAACUAUUGUGUGUGUUACAUCGUCAAUGCACCCAUUGAACCAAACCAUCAUUACUGUGAGACCGUUCAGUCAUAACCUGGAACACAGCCAAGAGUCUCGUAAAUCAUCACCAACAAAUGAAGUUAUUGGACCCUCCAAGCAGGUUUAUCAGAGCUCUUAGUUUUUAACAGUCUUUAUUCAUCUCUCAGAGAAAUUUCUAGAAGUGUACACACACACACACACACACACACACACACACACACACACACACACACACACACACACACACACAUACACAAAUCUCCCAUAUGUGUUUUAAUCCGGUUGCCUUGACAACACUUCAGGGGCUUUCCCUGUUACCAAGGAGACUGCUGUGAAGCCCUCUAUGAGAAUGAAGAUGCUUAAGGAUGUUGGGAUGCCCAAAAGACAGAAAAGAAAACAACAGA